CCAGCUUGGUCAUGGACGCUAGCGGAUAAGAUCUCCACCCCCGCCUCCGUUGACUCCUGCCCCACCCCACCCCGCGCCGCCGCUCGCCGGCCCGAGCCGGCCAUGGACGCGGCGGAUCCGCCGCCGGCGAGCACGCUGAUGGAGGAGCUCGAGGAGGAGGUCCUGCUCCGCUUCCCGCCCGCGGACCCGGCGCGCCUCGUCGCCGCCGCGCUCGUCUGCAGGCGCUGGUGCGCGCUCCUCGCGGGCGCCAGGUUCCGCCGCCGGUUCCGGGAGCUCCACCGCGCGCCGCCCCUGCUGGGGUUCCUCUGCAACGCCGGUCCGGGCGCGCGGUUCGUCCCCGCCUCCGCCUUUCGCCCGCCCGGGCUCCCCCGCGCCGGCGGCGGCCUCCUCCUCGGCUGGCGCGCCCUCGACGCACGCCACGGCCGCGUGCUCCUCCGCUGGGACCCCGGCCGCGACGCCGCCUCCGGGGGCGUGGGGUGCCCUCCGCUCGUCGUCUGGGACCCCGUCACCGACCAACGUAGUGAUCUGCCACCGCUGCAGUGGGCGCCGUACCCGUACAGCUGGAACGCCGCCGUGCUCUGCGCGGCCGGCGCCGCCUGCAAUCACCUCGACUGCUGCGGCGGGCACUUCCUCGUCGUCGUGGUGGGCACCAAUAGCAAUGAGAUGUUCGCCCACGUCUACUCGUCAGAGGCGGAUGCGUGGAGUGAGCCCGCAUCUGCCCGGCAUCCCAACGACAGUGUUGAUUUCGCGCCCAGUGCCCUUGUGGGGAAUGUGCUUUACUUUGCGUUCCAGAUGGGCACCGCAGUCCUCGAGUACGAUUUGGGCACAAAGGAAAUGGCCGUGAUUCGCCUGCCGCCACUACUUCACUUCAAUUGGCAGCGAAUUGCGCUCACAACCAGGACUGAUGGUCGUCUGGGAUUCGCAACAGCAGACAGGUCCGCAAUCUACCUGUGGUCGAGGGAGGCGUGUCCUGGAGGAGAUGCACGUUGGGCACAGACCAGAGUCAUUGAGCUGGACACGCUGCUCCCCGCUGGUGCCCUCUCAACCUUCUCUGAUGUGGUUGGCUUUGUCGAUGCCAUCGGUCUCAUUUUUGUGCGGACGGGUGAUGGCCUCUUCACCAUUGAUCUAAAGUCCAGCCAGGUCACAAAGGUAUCCAAGGACACCGGCUUCUCCGGAAUUUUCCCCUACAUGAACUUCCACACUCCAGCACUGGGAGUGCCCUCGGCAGGUGAGGGGCCAAGUUCAGGUGCCUAAGGUGCUUAUGUACAGAUUUCUCAGUCAAGGGAAAACUGGGUCAUGGUAAUGGUAAAUAGUAUAAGCUUUAUGGUGGGUUCUGGUUUGAUUUGUUAGUGUUCAAUGGUUAUAUGUUUUGUUUAGGGGUUCCUUUCUCGAAUUCUCGUAAAUGUCUUAGUGGAUCAUUGCCUUGUUUGUAAACUGUAACUCUGUGUGUACUCCUGAAUUUUAGCUUACAAUUGAAGCUUAGGAUGAAUACAUUCUUGUGUAAACAUAUGUAUGCUCAACAAAACAAGCAUUUGAAUCAAUGCUCUGAAUUUUCAUA
Molecule: messenger RNA, 1558 nt
Organism: Setaria italica (foxtail millet)
Lineage: Eukaryota; Viridiplantae; Streptophyta; Magnoliopsida; Poales; Poaceae
Exons: 2
Coding region: 103-1254 (383 amino acids)
Molecular function (GO): protein binding
Source: RefSeq, a predicted model, not a curated record